Molecule: messenger RNA, 1722 nt
Organism: Salvia hispanica
Lineage: Eukaryota; Viridiplantae; Streptophyta; Magnoliopsida; Lamiales; Lamiaceae
Product: putative disease resistance RPP8-like protein 2
Biological process (GO): defense response to other organism
Source: RefSeq, a predicted model, not a curated record
AUGGGUAGCCAUUUCGACAGGGUUGUAGGCCUCAAAGGAGUACAGCCAAGAGCAGCAGAUACCACUGCCACGCUCGAUGGAGUUUUGGGAGGCGAGAACCGAGCAAUGCAAUGCUCCUAUAUGCGAACUAGAAUGCUUGAGAGCUUAGAGAGAAGAGAUGAUAAAUCUUCAAUCACUAAAAUAGACAGCCAAAUCAGAGCAGUAGCACAUCGAGCUGAAGACAUCAUUGAGUCCUACAUGGUUGAUCAAAUGCUCACCGGAUCUAAUUGCGUCAUAUUCACUUUAUCCCAACCAGAUCUGCAUCAAGUAAUACAAGAUCUUGAUUCUCUUAUAAAGCAAGCGGAGAAGCUCGUGGAGAUGGAGGAUGAGAAGAUGCUUCGAGAACCUGAUUCUUCUGUGGAACAACUGAAGUUCGUGGAGGAUAAGAAGAUGCUCGUGGUGGGAAUUGAUGGAGAUCUGAUGCAGCUCAAGGAUCGGCUGACCCGUUUGGAGAAGAAGCUGGAGAUCGUCCCCAUCGUUGGUAUGGGUGGAGUAGGUAAAACCACUCUCGCUCGAAAGCUUUAUGAAGAUCCUUUAAUUGUUGAUCACUUUGCAUAUCGUGCUUGGACAACUGUCUCACAAGAUUACAAUAUGCGGCAAAUUCUCUCAAGCCUUCUUCGUUGCAUAACUGGAAACGAAUGUGAUCAACCUUCUGACAAGUUAAAAGAUAUGUUAUAUAAGAGCUUAUUCGGUAGAAAAUACUUGAUUGUGUUAGAUAAUAUAUGGAGCACCAAAUUCUGGGAUGAGAUGAGGAUGUACUUCCCAAAUACCAACAACGCUAGUCGCAUUGUGAUCACCACUAGGGAAUCUGAUGUGGCGAACUAUGCUAACUCUUCGAGUCUGCAACAUCAGGUGCGGUUGCUUAGCGAGUCUGAAAGUUGGAAUCUGCUUCACCAACUUGUGUUUGGAGAAGAGGGGUGCCCUCUUGUUUUACAAGAGAUUGGUCGAAAUAUCUCCAUGGACUGCGGUGGGCUUCCUCUAGCUAUAAGUGUGAUUGGAGGGCUGCUAUCUACGAUCAAAAGGUCAGAAGAUGCUUGGGGGAAUAAUGUAAUAGUAGCAAUUUCCGAAUCAGAUGAGCGAUGCUAUAGUAUAUUGCCUUUAAGUUAUAACCACUUGUCAAAUCACUUGAAACCAUGCUUCUUAUACAUGGGAGCUUUCCCUGAAGACUACAUGAUUAAAGGCUCCAAACUUGUACGUUUGUGGGUGGCAGAAGGAUUUGUAAAAUCAAAUAGGGGAAGAAGUUUGGAGGAAGAUGCAAAGGACUGGCUAAGGUCUCUAGUCGAGAGAAAUCUAUUUUUGGUAAGUGAAUACAAGAUGAACUCAAAACCAAAGAGUUACAGCAUGCAUGAUAUGUUGAGGGAUAUAUGCAUCAGGAAAUCUGCUCAAGACAUGUUUCUAAACGGUCCCAACAAGUUCACAACCUCUAAUCCACGCCGCCUAAGUUUACACAACUCAGACGAAUUGGAAGAUGUUAAUGAUUCAACAGAGUCAAUGUCACUAACUCGAUCAGUUAUAUUCUUUGGUUUUUGGAAGGCAGAGUUUCCAUCUGGUGCAUUUUCGGCGGCAAGAUUGCUAAGGGUGUUGGACUUAAUGAAUAUGCAUUGCGAUAGUUUCCCAACUGAAAUAUUUGAACUUGUCAACCUACGCUUUUUACGUGUCUGGUUCCUUUCAAGAAUACCGUGA